AUGGGGAAUUCACCCUCCCAGCCCUCCAUCGAGGCUUCGGGGAAGGGCUCGAAGUUUACUCAAAAGCUGUCCAAGCCUCGGGCGGCUACCGUUUCGACAAAUGACCUGUUGAGCCCCAAUGCCCCCCCCGACUUGACACGGCGCUCCUCCCUCACCAGGCGCCUCUCAUUGCCCUACGGCUCGACGCCUGCGUCCUCUCCGAGGCUCCCUAGAUUGCAUACCGAAACUAUGACGAGCCUGCUGGAAGGAAUCGAAGACUCGGAACCUGGAGAUCGCUCCUCGAGAUCACUCUUCCGCUCUAAUUCUUCCCAGGCAACACCCAGCCACCGGAGGAGUAACAGCGUUGGAGUCGUAGCUGAUUCCCGGGAUUCACGCCGUUUUAGCAGGGCAAACUCGGUCAGUGCUGCAUCAGAGAGCGCCUGUGCCUAUUCUCAAGUCAACCUUCAGGGUAGCUUGUCAGUGAACGGAUCGCGUACUUCGAUCAACUACGACAUGUUUUCCUACGAAGCAAAGCGGCUCCUGAACCUUGUCGAAGAGCCAUCACACGAGGAUAAUUCAGUAAUGCCGGAGAGCUAUUUGCAAGAGUCGGAUGCGAGACGGAAGACUCAUUCCAACCCUCUGAAGUCGCCCAAAUCCAAUCCAGUGUCAUCCUUGCCUCGUUCUACCUCCGACGUGUCUUUAUGUACACCGAUGCGAAGGAAGUCGCUCAUGGUACCUGGAGUCGCAACGCGGGCCCCACCAACAUAUCCUAACCCAAAAUCGAGGGCCAGAUACAGCCUUCCCUCGACUCCAGCUCGUCGAGAUUCGAUGGAGUCAAUGAGCGGGGGGAUGUUUUCCCUUUCUACAUUUACUGAGGAUCCCGCAUCGGUGCCGCGAGCACUGACGCCGUGUGAGGCGGAUUAUAAGCAGACGGGGGCAUUCAAGCUCGGCACCUUGCGAAUCACUAACGGCAGUCCAGUGAGCAGCCCAGCUAGCGAAGUUGGCAAUGAUCGAACGACUUGGAAGACACCUCAGCAACACCAGGGACAUGACUACUUCAAAGGCGCGCUGGUGGUCACCAAUGGCAGUGCUAAGAGCAAGGGAUACGUAGCGGAAGGAUUACAGGCCUCCAGUCGCGUCGCUAGCCCCAACCCUAUCGUAACGACAUUUGCUGGAACAGAGUUUGGGAGCUCCGCCUCAGCAGUGGCUUCUAAGUCGGAAGUUCACCCGCAGUACCUGCCUGUGAUCAUACAGAGCCCAUUGUCGGUACAUGAAGCCGAACCGAUGUCGCCCGCACUGCAGGCUACCAGUAAGCACAUGGCCGUUGAGGACGACUUGUUCGAAGAUGAGCAGCAGGAAUUCACCUCCGCCGAAGUCCUUGAUGUGCGGAUCGAUCUCAAUGCUCGGUCUCUCCCCCCUCGCCCACGACUCAUGCCGGAAGCGAAGAACUCCAAAGAGAUCAGCAGAUCAGAUAGCGGCAUUGUGGCUAGUCCAGCGUCUGAUGAAUACUCUCAUAAGCCCCUGUCCAAAGCCGACUCAGGCUACAGCUCCAACGUAUCUCUCCGCUCAUUUUCGCUGAAACCCAGAGGGCCAGAAAGAAGUUACCCUUUCACCCCUGAGGCGGAAAACCCCACUGGUGCUUCCUUUGAAGAGUACGCAACACCUCAAUUGGCGAAGCUCGCGACUAUUGCCUCCCACAAUACCGUCCCAUCACCAACCCGACACGCACCGCCGCCACCCGUGUCACAGAAAGAGCUUACACCGAAAGAGCCGACCUCCUAUUCGCGCCAGAGUCUGUGGCUCAUGGGUGCCAAGCACUCGGUCAAGAAGAGCGAGGCUCAGCGCCUUGCGGACGCGGAAAAUGGGAGACUGGAAUCUCCUGAGCCUUCUCCGUCAAGCCCGACCAGCUCAUCCACAUCGGCGUCCGCCUUGAGCAUCGGGAAUGGUUCUCGGAAAAGGCCCGGCAAGCUACAGAGGCUUCUGAGUGGAAGCCGUGUGCCUCUGGCCGUUCAUGCUACCCACCCUGCCGAGCAAGUGCCGGCGGUGCCUCCGAUCCCGAAAGACGUGCAAGCAAAGCUACACGAGCAUGCCGGGCUAUUGUCAAUGCCGUUCAAGAAACUUACUGUGCGGCCAGAAGCUAGCAACGAAACUCCAGGCAACAUCGCGAGUGUUAGCAAUGUCGCAGAGGUUCACGUCACUCACACACAGCCUUUGCAAGCUGCCCGCGACGAUAGUGGCGGCUGUCCGCAAUCCGAACCAGAUGCUUCAGGCCGAAAGCCGUCUUGGCUCACAGGCUCGAUCGGCUCUACGUUUACACGAGCAGCUUCCUCGGUCCUGGCCAAGAAAUCCAUCAUCAGAAAGCCAGUAUUUAACCGAAUGACCAGUGAGGAUGAAACUGUGGAAACCAUGCCGAAGCCACGGAGAGGGCGAAGUGCUCAUGCCAGUAGCCGAGCAGCACUGCAUCAGCGCGUCACUGGUGAUGUCCUCGAUCCCGCAGUUUUGGCAACCGCCAAUGAGAGGGAAUCAUCCUUCGCCCCGAGCCAUGUGCGAGGCCGUUCGAAAACUAUGAUUGUGCAAGUGCAAAAUUCCGGGAAGGAUCCAGACACAUCAUUUGCAGCAUUUCAGCGCAGUAUGGCACUAUCCGGACGCGAGUUACGCUCUCCAACCUCCCUCAACGUACCAACAGGCCCCCCGCACAUCGCAGGUUCCCGAACACCUCCACCUGUGAGUAUGAGAACUCGGAAUAUGGGAACACUCCGAGUCCCAUCGCCACACCGGGCCCAGUCUACGCCACCCAGGGCCCUGCGAACGCGUGAUGGCCCGUCGCUUUCACGCAAGUCGAGCCGGGAAGGUAUACAGAAUUACCCACCUGCUGCCGAAUCCGUGGAUCCCAGAGGUACCGCGCUGUCGAGAAAGUCUAGCCGGGAGGACUUCUACAGCUUAGCCCAAGUGCAGACUCAUUCUACUCCUCAGAUGCCGUCGAUGGAUUUUAGGCGCUCUAUGAGUUUCCAGACGCAGUCUGGAGAACACAGGGUACCAAAAUGGGAUGUUCAAGCGGAUCAUGGAGCAUCGCUCUCUGGUCAGCCGUCUUUUGAUCGAAGCAGACGCAACUCACUCGUCGCUCAACCCGAUGAGGGAAGUGCCCCUAUCAUCCGGCCUGGUUCCGCCCAGUACAUAUCGUGCAACCCACCUCCUCUACGCCAUCGCUCGAGCUAUAGUGACUAUGAUUACGUGGGCCAAGAGAGCAUUGCCAAAGACAACGGUCCAUAUCCGUCGAUGCCUCGUGCGAAUGGGCAAGUGUAUGUGUCUGAUCCAUGGAAUGGCACUCUCCUGCCGCAGCAAACCGAGCAGCAACCCGAGCAGCAACACGAGCAGCAACCCGACCAGUACGGACAAUACCGUCCGUACGUCCCACGGGCACCGCGCGCGCAUUCUCGGCACCGCAGCCUGGAUCAGUCCGGAAUUGCCGCUCCGUACCGCGUCCUUCACAGUUACAACUCACCAGCGUAUAGGCAUGCCCCGAUUUGGGGUUGA
This is a messenger RNA of Anthostomella pinea, 3513 nucleotides long. The record is from the annotation of a GenBank genome assembly. Lineage: Eukaryota; Fungi; Ascomycota; Sordariomycetes; Xylariales; Xylariaceae.